UAAAAUAAUAAGUUUCCCACAUGAAUUUGUAUUAUGUAGGUUCCAGUUUUCCACGAAGUAACGGUAUAUCGGAAAAAGUCCUUUAUAUCUGCUGCUUAAGUUUCGUAGAAAACAACACACUAUUUGCCGUGACUUAGUUGGGUUGACCUGCCUCUUACAUCAACUCUUCCUUCAUUAUUAUAAAAAGCCUCCAACAAUGAUCUUUACUUCAUAACUUAGUUUCAAUUUGAACUACCAUAUCUUCACUGCAUCUCUAUAUUCUACUGCAAUUUGCAUCAAGACUUCUUCUACCUUAGUUCCAUAACAAUGAAGAAAGUAGUGUUAAAGUUGGAGAUACAUGAAGACAAAAUCAAGCAAAAAGCUAUGAGAGCUGUCUCUGGCAUUUCAGGGGUUGAAUCUGUUUCAAUGGACAUGAAAGACAAGAAACUAACCUUUAUUGGAGAUGUUGAUGCAGUAAAAGUAGUGGCCAAGCUAAGAAAGUUUUGUCAUGCUGAAAUCAUCUCCGUUGGAGCAGCUAAAGAGGAAAAGAAAGAAGAACCUAAAAAGAAGGAAGAUGAUAAGAAAGAUUCAACAAAAAUAAAUAUUAUUGAUCCAUUCAUGUUCUAUGGAACACAUGCUUAUUAUAAUCAUCAGAUGAAACCACAAUAUAAUCCUUAUUACGGUGUUGUUAGCGUUGAAGAGGAUCCUAAUAGCUGUGUCAUCAUCUAAGUUUUCUGUACUAUGAUAAAAAGUUAUUGUAUUUGUGUUUGUUUAAGAAAGUAACCACUAACAUUUUACCUAUAAAAUAAAUUGUGUGUUGAAAACUUCUCA
This is a messenger RNA of Lathyrus oleraceus (garden pea), 810 nucleotides long. RefSeq names its product heavy metal-associated isoprenylated plant protein 39. The record is from RefSeq and is a predicted model, not a curated record. Bases 307 to 708 code for a protein of 133 amino acids. The transcript is spliced from 3 exons. Lineage: Eukaryota; Viridiplantae; Streptophyta; Magnoliopsida; Fabales; Fabaceae. Gene Ontology annotation, molecular function: metal ion binding.